GGCACACUCAAACACACGCACACAUAUAUACACGCCCUCCACCCCCAUCGCUGCAGUGUCUCAACUGCCUUGGAGCAAACAAGAGAGGAUAUAGAACACAGACGUUAAUAAGACAGGGAAAGAGGGGUGCUGAAAGAGAGAUGUACGGGUGUGUGUGUGUGCGUGUGUGUGUGUGCGAGAGUGUGUGACAGACCCUGUGAAUAUGAGGAAAAUAUGAAGAUGAAAAAGCAGGACUAAAGGUGGAUUGCAUACAGCCUUUCUCUCCCUGCAAAGGGCUUGUCUGCAGUAUCCUUUGUAAAUGGAUGCUGGCUUGUGAACACGGCUUGGAGGCCUCGAGUUGUCGGGGAGACACCACGCUGCAGAAGAACGGGGAAAGAUUUUCAUCAGGAAGAUCAAGUGAAGCAGACCAAAUAUCAAACUGAAGUGAAUGGUUGCGGAAGUCAAACGAGGGCAGCGCACCGUAAGAGCCAUGCGGGAGGAGAGUGAAGGGUUUUUGGUAUUCACACACAGCUACUGACAUAUGCUGAACAGUCCCAAGCCCGCCAUCAUAGCCUGUCCUCAGGGGGAGCCCUUGCUAUGAACCCCAGCUACCUUGAAUUGAGCAGACAGUCCAACCUCAGUGCCAGGCGCUGUGUGGGCAUCCCACAAGUCUGGGUUCUGCCCACACAGUACUCACAGACUACCCCAGUACAAAAAGAAUGAAAUACUCCUGAGACACUCCUCUGUGUGGUGGCUCUCUUGUCUAGUGUUAAAGUGGUCUGUUGUGUAGUUCUGUCUGCCUCUUCCCCAGUGAGUUCCAGUUAUUCCUAUAUUAGUGGAAACCUCUUCUGGCUCUUCCACCAGCUCCAAAACUUCGACAUAACUAGCUUUCACAUCAAUCAGCAGCACGAGUUCCUUUGUGCUCACCACGUGGCGGAGGACCAUGGGAUGCCGUCAGAGCUCGGAGGAGAAGGAAGCUGCGCGGCGGUCGCGGCGGAUCGACCGCCACUUGCGCUCAGAGAGCCAACGGCAGCGGCGCGAGAUCAAGCUACUUUUGCUGGGAACCAGCAACUCCGGCAAGAGCACCAUUGUCAAACAGAUGAAGAUCAUCCACAGUGGAGGCUUCAACUUGGAGGCAUGCAAGGAGUACAAGCCCCUCAUUCUGUACAAUGCCAUUGACUCCCUCACCCGCAUUAUCCGAGCACUCACCACCCUCAAGAUUGACUUUCACAAUCCUGACCGAGCCUACGAUGCCGUGCAGCUCUUUGCCCUCACAGGACCGGCUGAGAGCAAGGGGGAGAUCACACCAGAGUUGCAGGGGGUCAUGAAACGUCUGUGGGCCGAUUCAGGUGUGCAAGAGUGCUUUCAGCGAUCCAAUGAGUAUCACUUAGAAGACAACACUGCCUACUAUCUGAAUGAUCUGGACCGCAUCUCUGCAGCCGAGUACAUCCCAACUGUUGAGGACAUCCUACGAUCUCGCGACAUGACCACCGGAAUCGUGGAGAACAAGUUCACCUUCAAGGAGCUCACCUUCAAGAUGGUGGAUGUGGGUGGACAGCGUUCAGAGAGAAAGAAGUGGAUCCACUGUUUCGAGGGUGUGACGGCAAUUAUUUUCUGUGUCGAGCUAAGUGGCUACGAUCUCAAACUCUACGAGGACAACCAGACGAGCCGUAUGGCUGAGAGCCUGCGCCUGUUUGACUCCAUCUGCAACAACAACUGGUUCACCAACACGUCACUUAUUCUCUUCCUCAAUAAGAAGGACCUGUUGGCUGAGAAGAUCAAACGCAUUCCUCUGACAGUGUGCUUCCCUGACUACAAAGGUCAGAACACCUACGAGGAGGCCGCCGUCUAUGUGCAGCGGCAGUUUGAGGACCUCAACCGCAACAAGGAGACCAAGGAGAUCUAUUCACACUUCACCUGUGCCACCGACACCAGCAACAUUCAAUUUGUGUUCGACGCUGUCACGGACGUGAUCAUCCAGAACAAUCUCAAGUACAUUGGGCUGUGCUAGGACCUGACACUGGGCGUGGGGUUUGGGGGUGGGUCGAGUGGGUCAUCAGUUGGCCCGUCAUCAGGCUGGAUAAACACAAGGCCUGUCACUCUGCCUGUUGGUUUAUCUCUGAAGAGGUGCAAGACGAACUGCAAGGGUACUGAGACGGUCAGGGAUGGACAAUUCUGAAGAUUUGCCUGUUUCAGUCGAAACAACAGAGAUGGUGGGCUACAGUCGAGAUGGGGUUUUUUUUUACCCAACGUGUUUGCACUGAACAUAUGUAUGCAGACACCCAAACACACACACACACACACACACACACACACACACACACACACACACACACACACACACGAAAGCUUAUGUUUGCUCACACACAAGAUCUUUUGGAUCAAACGUCAAGCACUUGUUUGACAAGGCAACACUGGAAGUUCUAGACAUCCACCCCUACCUGCCUGCCAAACCUGAGACUGAGAAUUAGGUCUGUGCUGGUGGUUUUUGGUUUCUUUUGUCUCCUUCAAUUUAUUUGCCUGAGUCAUUUAAUGCUGCUUUAUGGUAUGAAUUUUGACAGAAUCAAUGCUCUCUUUUGGGUUUUCACUCAAACAAUGGUGACCAGUGGGUGCACCUGACGAGAUGAGAUGAUAUAUAUAUAUAUAUAUAUAUACAUAUACAUACAUAUGUAUAUAUAUAUAUAUAGAGAGAGAGAGAGAGAAAGAGGCUGAAUUUCUGGGAAGGGUGGAAAUAAAAAAAAAAUGUCAGUCGACAUGAUGUCACAGGGUUUCUGCCUAAAAGAGGAAACUGCCACAGUCUAAAGCUGAAGUGAAAUAACAUUUUUUUACACACUGUUUCUGUUUCCUCUCUGGUUGACUCUUUAAUGUUGUUCUGUUCCCCACGUUCUUUUAUCUUUUUGUGCAUAAAAAAAAAAAGAACACGUCUCUAAGACCUGCCUUUUAGAGCAGGUCACUGACUUAUAUUACCACGAGUGUUAUACUCAGUAGAGUCAAAAGUAUUCUUUUAUGAUCAUUCCAGUUUCAAGCAAGAGACAACAAAAAAUCGAGUGCCAAGAUCAGUUUGUAAAUAAACCAGAUCCCAUCAUUACAUUAUAUUACUUUUUUUUUUGUUUGUUUCUAUGAAGAAAUACAUUAAAAACAUGCAUGAUUUUGUUACUUUGGGAUACUAAUAUAUUUUCUUUGGGAUUAUGUUCCUCUUUUCCUAGGUUUAAAUAAUAUAUUCCCAAAUAUAUAUAUAUAUAAGUCAAACACUGUGUAUGAGUGUACAGUUGUCAGAGAGGAAUCUAUCGAAAGAAUUAUAUCAAUAUAAAAAUAACUUGAUUAUGAUGCUAUGAUGAUGGGGUGAAGAUGAUGACAGUGCUGACAAGGAUUAUCUCACAACAAAGAUAGCAUGGGGGGAGGAAGUGUAUCAACGGAGAUCAAGACUGUAGAAAAAAAAAAAACAUAUUAAGACGAAGAUGCAAACCUUGAAAGUUCAAUCUUCCUUGCAUUACCUAAGUGGAAAUUGUCAAACAGUCAGUAUGAUGUGUAAAUAUACUGUACGGUACACUCUUUGUUCAAACUAAUGAAAAUAAAGGCUGAGUUGGAAUGCUGUAAAUGAGAUGGAGAGAGUGACAGAGAGAGAGAGAGAGAGAGAGAGAGAGAAAGAGAGAGAAAGAGAGAGAGAGAGGAAAAACCCACCCCACUCCACUCCUCCUCUUACUCUUACUCUUUCUUUUCAGUUCAGAGAGGGUGGUGUGCAAACAACUCAGCUAAGGGCUUCAGGCUUGACUUUAUGGGAUGUCCACUUCAACAAAAGACAAAACAGUAAAAGAGAAAUAUAAAAAGAACAACUAUGAAUAAAACAACUUAUGCAAAUUUU
Messenger RNA from Solea solea (common sole), 3841 nucleotides. RefSeq names its product guanine nucleotide binding protein (G protein), alpha z polypeptide (gene gnaz). The transcript is spliced from 3 exons. Bases 923 to 1990 code for a protein of 355 amino acids. Gene Ontology annotation, biological process: adenylate cyclase-modulating G protein-coupled receptor signaling pathway. Lineage: Eukaryota; Metazoa; Chordata; Actinopteri; Pleuronectiformes; Soleidae. Gene Ontology annotation, cellular component: heterotrimeric G-protein complex. The record is from RefSeq and is a predicted model, not a curated record. Gene Ontology annotation, molecular function: GTP binding; G-protein beta/gamma-subunit complex binding; GTPase activity.